UGCGCGGGCAGCGAGCGGCGGCGGCGGGGAUGGGCGGCGCGGUGCCGGUGCCGGUGCCGGGUCCGGUGCGGGCGCUGCUGCUGCCGGUGCUGGCGGCGGGGCUGUGCGCGGCGCAGUACGAGCAGUACAGCGUGCGCGGGUUCCCCGCGGCCGCGCUGGAGCCGCUGCAAGGCGCCUACGCGCGGGCGCUGGCUCAGUACGCGGACGCGCAGUGGGCGGAGAGCGCGCGGGGGCUGGAGGCGAGUCUGCGGCUGCACCGGCUGCUGCGGGACAGCGAGGCGCAUUGCCACCGCCGCUGCGCCGGAGAGCCCCCCGCGGGGUGGGGGGACCCCGCCGAGGAGCCUCGCGCGGAGCGGGACCCCGCGUGGGAGUGGGAGCGGGAGAUGAGGCUCUUCGGGCGGCUGCUGCUCCGCGCCGGCUGCCUGCGCGCCUGCAAGCGCGAGCUGCCCGUGUUCCAGCUGCGCUACCCCCCCGCGCAGACCCUGCGCGACUUCCAGCGCCGCCAGCCCUACCAGUACCUGCACUACGCGCUCUUCAAGUCAAAUAAGAUCGAGAAAGCAGUGUCUGCUGCCCACACCUUCCUGCAGAAGAACCCCAAGCAUGAGAUGACCUUGAGGUACCUGAACUACUACAAGACGAUGCUGGAUGUGGAUGAAUACCUGGUUGACCUGGAGGCUCAGCCCUACGAGCCGAUAUUCGUGCGCUCGGUGAAGCUGUACAACAACGGGGAUUUCCGGAGCAGCGCAGCCGACAUGGAGCAGGCGCUGGCCGAGUACUACAAGGCGUACGAGGACUGCCUGGCCGGCUGCGAGGGCGCCUACGAGCUGCAGGAGUUCAAGGACUUCUACCCUGCCAUCGCAGACCACUUCGUGAGCGUGCUGCAGUGCAAGGUGGACUGCGAGACCGAGCUCACCCCCAACGUGGGCGGCUACUUCGUGGAGAAGUUCGUGGCCACCAUGUACCACUACCUGCAGUUUGCCUACUACAAGUUGAACGACGUGCAGGACGCAGUGCGCAGCGUCUCCAGCUACAUGCUCUUCGACCCGGGCGACACCGUGAUGCAGCAGAACCUGGUCUACUACCGCUUCCACCGCGAGCGCUGGCGCCUGCAGGAGGAGGACUUCGAGCCACGGCCGGAAGCCGUGCGGUACCACAACCAGACGGCCGCCCAGAAGAAGAUGCUGGAAUUCGCUCGGCAGUUCCUGCAGGCCGAUGAUGAGAUGGAGGUGGAUGGUGGUGAGGGGCCGGAGGCUCUGGACCUGCCCUCCGACAGUGAGUUCGAGGGUGAAGGAGACUACGAGGAAGGCUUCUUUGCAGAGUGGUGGCAGGAGCCCAAGACCAAGGGGGACAAAGAUGACCAAGAGGUCCUGUGAUGAGCCAGGUGAAACGGCGCCUGGCCCUGACAGAGCUGGACAGUGGUGGCUCUGUGAUGCCAUCCCGGGGACAUUGGACUUCAGGCUCCUGUCAGUCACUGCAUGGACACUCAGGCUUGUGGAGGAGGGCUCAUCCUGCCCAGGGUCCUGCAGCAGGGCUGCCUUUUCCUGUCUGGAUGUCUGCUGCCCUGGCAGAGCCCAAUUCCUGUUGGUGGAGCACCCUUGAACCUCCCUGCCUGCCCACGAGCUCCCCCCAGGCCACCCCUGUCCCCAGUGUCCCCAGGAGCCCUGGCCAACAGCGGUGCCCCACAGCACGGGGAUUUGCUGUAUCCCUCAGCUCCUUCCCUGGAUCUGUGGAUGGUGCACAGGCAUUGACCUCUGUGUUGUCUUGAGGGGUUUGGGGACUGCCCCUUGCUCCAGGAGCAACGCACGAUGCUGCUGGAGCCAGUCCUGCCCCUCUCUGGGGCUCCUGCUCCUGUCCCUCCAGCCUCCCAGGCAAUUUUCCAGUCCCUUGAGCCCGGGUCCCCUUGGACCCCGGCCUGGUGCUACAGGGUGCCUGGUGUGGCACGUCCCUGUGGCACCAUGGGGGCUGUGGUGCCCGUGCCCUGCUGUACCUUGAAUUUUUGCCACACCAGCCCUCUGUAGCCUUAAGCUCUGUUAAUUUAAUAUUUCCCCACUUGCACAGUUGCUCUUUUUUAAAAUAUUUACUGGUGCUGAACUUUAAUAAAAUCCGUACCAGUCUUUCCACAA
Messenger RNA from Pseudopipra pipra, 2123 nucleotides. RefSeq names its product prolyl 3-hydroxylase family member 4 (inactive) (gene P3H4). The transcript has 8 exons. Gene Ontology annotation, biological process: peptidyl-lysine hydroxylation; collagen fibril organization. NCBI's taxonomy places the organism in Eukaryota, Metazoa, Chordata, Aves, Passeriformes, Pipridae. The record is from RefSeq and is a predicted model, not a curated record. The coding region runs from base 30 to 1373 and encodes 447 amino acids. Gene Ontology annotation, molecular function: collagen binding; protein binding. Gene Ontology annotation, cellular component: endoplasmic reticulum.